Messenger RNA from Orcinus orca (killer whale), 1697 nucleotides. It is a transcript of the gene DNAJB11, whose product is annotated as DnaJ heat shock protein family (Hsp40) member B11. Lineage: Eukaryota; Metazoa; Chordata; Mammalia; Artiodactyla; Delphinidae. Gene Ontology annotation, biological process: protein maturation; protein folding. The coding region runs from base 235 to 1311 and encodes 358 amino acids. The record is from RefSeq and is a predicted model, not a curated record. Gene Ontology annotation, molecular function: misfolded protein binding. Gene Ontology annotation, cellular component: endoplasmic reticulum. The transcript has 10 exons.
GCCCGCUGGGUGCUUCUCUCGCCGGGACUCGGGACUCCCGGGAAGUGGACUGGUAGAGGAGGGGGGCAAGCUAGCUGUCGCUCCCGACUAAGUCGGAGACUCCGGCGUGAGGCGGCCUCUCAGGGCCGGGUGGGCUGGCGAGCCGACGCGGCGGCGGCGGCGGCGGCGGCGGCGGCGGCGGCGGCGGCGGAGGCUGUGAAGAGUGCGGGGGUCAGGGACCCGCACAGAGAGACCAUGGCCCCGCAGAACCUGGGCACCUUCUGCCUGUUGCUGCUGUACCUCAUCGGGGCCGUGAUCGCCGGGCGAGAUUUCUAUAAGAUCUUAGGGGUGCCUCGCAGUGCCUCUAUAAAGGAUAUUAAAAAGGCCUACAGGAAACUAGCCCUGCAGCUUCAUCCUGACCGGAAUCCUGAUGAUCCUCGAGCGCAGGAGAAAUUCCAGGAUCUGGGUGCUGCUUAUGAGGUUCUGUCAGAUAGUGAGAAACGGAAACAAUAUGAUACUUAUGGUGAAGAAGGAUUAAAAGAUGGGCAUCAGAGCUCCCAUGGAGACAUUUUUUCACACUUCUUUGGAGAUUUUGGUUUCAUGUUUGGAGGAACCCCUCGUCAGCAAGACAGAAAUAUUCCAAGAGGAAGUGAUAUUAUUGUAGAUCUAGAAGUCACUUUGGAAGAAGUAUAUGCAGGAAAUUUUGUAGAAGUGGUUAGAAACAAACCCGUGGCAAGGCAGGCCCCUGGCAAACGGAAGUGCAACUGCAGGCAGGAGAUGCGGACCACCCAGCUGGGCCCCGGCCGCUUCCAGAUGACCCAGGAGGUGGUCUGCGACGAGUGCCCGAAUGUCAAACUAGUGAAUGAAGAACGAACACUGGAGGUGGAAAUUGAACCUGGGGUGAGAGAUGGCAUGGAGUACCCCUUUAUUGGAGAAGGUGAGCCUCAUGUGGAUGGAGAGCCAGGAGACUUACGGUUCCGAAUCAAAGUUGUCAAGCACCCAAUAUUUGAAAGGCGAGGAGAUGACUUGUACACAAACGUGACAGUCUCCCUCGUGGAGUCUCUGGUGGGCUUCGAUAUGGAUAUUGCUCACUUGGAUGGUCACAAGGUACAUAUUUCCCGGGAUAAGAUCACCAGACCAGGAGCCAAGCUAUGGAAGAAAGGGGAAGGGCUCCCCAACUUUGACAACAACAACAUCAAGGGCUCUUUGAUAAUCACUUUUGAUGUGGAUUUUCCAAAAGAACAGUUAUCAGAGGAAGCAAGAGAAGGUAUCAAACAGCUGCUGAAUCAAGGGUCAGUGCAGAAGGUAUACAAUGGACUGCAAGGAUAUUAAGAGCGAAUAAAAUUGGACUUUGUUUUAAAAAUAAGUGAAUCAGCGAUAUUUAUUAUCUGCAGGGUUUUUUGUUUUUGUUCUCAUUUUCAAUAUGCAAGUUUGGUUUAAUUUUUUUUUCUUCUAAUGAUCGUCAUGAAAUGAAUAAGAGGGCUUAAGAAUUUGUCCAUUCGUGUUGAGAAAAGAAUGACCAGCAAAAGGUUUAAUAAUACCUCUCCCUUUGGGGAUUUAUGUCUGGUGCUGCCGCCUGAGUUUCAAGAAUUAAAGCUGCAAGAGGACUCCAGGAGCAAAAGACACAGUAUAAAGGGUUGGAGUUAAUUGUUAGCUAUUUCAUUCGAAAUGCCAACUGGAGAAGUCUGUUUUUAAAUACAAUUUUGUUGUUAAUUUUU